Messenger RNA from Notothenia coriiceps (black rockcod), 1801 nucleotides. RefSeq names its product sodium- and chloride-dependent GABA transporter 2-like. The coding region runs from base 21 to 1622 and encodes 533 amino acids. Lineage: Eukaryota; Metazoa; Chordata; Actinopteri; Perciformes; Nototheniidae. Gene Ontology annotation, cellular component: plasma membrane; cell projection. Gene Ontology annotation, molecular function: gamma-aminobutyric acid:sodium:chloride symporter activity. The transcript is spliced from 14 exons. Gene Ontology annotation, biological process: amino acid transport; nitrogen compound transport; sodium ion transmembrane transport. The record is from RefSeq and is a predicted model, not a curated record.
UCCUUACCUUUGCUACAAAAAUGGAGGAGACAUCUCUGGGCCAGUACACCAGUCAGGGUGGAAUAACAUGUUGGAGGAAAAUAUGCCCUCUUUUUGAAGGCUUAGGUUAUGGAAGUCAAGUGGUUGUUUUGUACACUGGGGUGUAUUACAUAAUCAUCCUGGCUUGGGCGUUUCUCUACCUGUUUUCAUCCUUCACAUCUGAGCUUCCAUGGGCGAGCUGUCAAAACAGCUGGAACACAGAUGCCUGUUCUGAGCAUGGUCACAAUCAAACAUCCUCUCUGCACCAGUUAGGACAAAGCACGUCUUCCGUUGUAGAGUUUUGGGAGAGGAGAAUCUUAGGCCUGUCCAGGGGAAUUGAUGAAAUCGGUAAUGUCAGAUGGGACCUGGCCCUCUGUCUACUUCUUGCCUGGGUGUUGUGUUAUUUCUGUGUCUGGAAUGGAGUGAAGUCCACAGGAAAGGUGGUCUACUUCACUGCCACAUUUCCAUAUGUAAUGCUGGUGGUGCUACUUGUACGUGGUCUCACAUUACCAGGGGCCAAAGAAGGAAUCGUGUUCUACCUCUACCCAGACCCAUCCCGCCUCGCUGAUCCAGAGGUAUGGAUGGAUGCUGGUAGCCAAGUCUUCUACUCCUAUGGAGUUUGCACAGGUGUUCUGACAUCUUUAGGAAGUUACAACAAGUACAGUAACAACUGCUACAGAGACUGUGUCUACCUGUGCCUUUUAAACAGUUUAACCAGCUUUGUGGCUGGCUUUGCCAUCUUUUCUGUGCUCGGUUUUAUGGCAAAGGAGCAAGGUGUGGAUAUAUCGAUGGUGGCUGAAUCAGGUCCAGGGUUGGCAUUCAUUGCUUAUCCUCGGGCUGUGGCCCUGAUGCCACUUCCCCAGCUCUGGGCUAUUUUCUUCUUCGUUAUGAUCAUCUUCUUAGGAUUAGAUAGUGAGUUCGUAUGUCAAGAGGCAUUGGUCACUACCAUCUCCGACAUGUAUCCAGACUUCUUUCAAAACAACUGUCGUCGUAAACUUCUCCUUCUCGGUAUUUCUGUUGGAAGUUUCUUCAUUGGCCUUCUGAUGGUGACGGAGGGAGGCCUUUAUAUUUUUCAACUGUUUGACUACUACGCCUGCAGUGGGAUGACCCUCCUGCUUUUUGCUGUUCUUCAGUCUGUCUGUAUUGGAUGGGUUUAUGGUGCAGAUCGCCAUUAUGAUAAUAUAAAGGACAUGAUUGGAUAUCGGCCAUGGUCCUACAUGAAAUAUUGUUGGCAGUACUUCACACCAGCUAUCUGUGUAUGCACAUUUAUCUUCUCCUUGGUCAAAUAUACUCCGCUGAAAUUCAACAACACUUAUGAAUACCCCUGGUGGGGCUACACUAUUGGAGGAUUAUUUACGCUCUCUUCAACGCUCAUGGUUCCUCUGUGGAUGGUGUACGCUAUGAGUGUCACUCCAGGAUCACUGAGACAGAGACUGACAGUUCUGUGCACUCCAGCUAAGGACUUACCUACUGAAACGUUAAAGAAGGCAAUAAAUAAAGAAGCCUUUCAGACUUUCACAGGAUUGUACACACUGAGCCAAUCAGAAAGUUCAGACGACAAAGGGGAAACGAAUCAGAGGUACUCCAUCAUCUACACUGCAUGAAUAACGUACUGAAAUUAAACAAUAAUCCUGAUGAGUGUGGAUCCUAAACCGUUGACAAGUCAGCCAUGUUCUGCCACAAGUCAGAAGUCAUGCCAACAUAUUACAGUGUUGUAGAGUCUCUCUUCAGGCUGUGAAUAUACCUAUUCAACACAUUUCUGUAGCGUGUGUGUAGAGAAUAU